Messenger RNA from Nematolebias whitei (Rio pearlfish), 3549 nucleotides. It is a transcript of the gene fhip1aa, whose product is annotated as FHF complex subunit HOOK interacting protein 1Aa. The record is from RefSeq and is a predicted model, not a curated record. The coding region runs from base 428 to 3409 and encodes 993 amino acids. The transcript is spliced from 13 exons. Lineage: Eukaryota; Metazoa; Chordata; Actinopteri; Cyprinodontiformes; Rivulidae.
CCAGAUACGCCUUCCGAAUUUGCCUGCAGAGACCCCUUCUUGCCUUCCUCACUCUGAGGUGAACCAGGGAGGAGUUUAGACCAGGAGCAGUCGAGUCCAGUGGACCCAGUCUAUACAGCACAGGACUGAAGUGGGACAGACCGUGCUGAACUGGACUAAACUGGGAUAUUUGCUCCUGGGAGGACAGCUGAGCGUGUUUCUGUGGUUUGAAACGUCACUGCUGACAGUCCGAGGAUCCGUCCGACACAGACUCCCGCGGACAAGAGUGAACUCCCUGUCUGAGUGAGUGAUCCGUCUGUCUUCAGGAUGACUCGAGGAAGGUUCUUUACGAUUACCUCUCUUCCCGUGGUUGUGGUUGCACCCAAUAAGCAGUCAGGACCUUCGCAUUCAUAUGACGUGAUUUAAGCCACAUGUCCUGUUUACCAUAAUGGCCUCGAUGGUUGCCAAUGGAAACCGAGACGGGCAGUCUCUGGUCCUGAAGGGGGUGGACCCAGAGACCUGCAUGAUCGUCUUCAAAAACCACUGGGCUCAGGUCGUGAAGAUCCUUGAGAAGCAUGAUCCCUUGCGCAGCAGCUUCCCCCUGUCCUCUCCGAGUGUUAUCAACCUGAGCGGUGGCAGCCAUCGCUUCGGCCCGAUCCCCGGAGACGAGGCGAGUGCCGUGCAGAACUACGUAGAGCACAUGCUUUUCCUGCUAAUGGAGGAGGAAAGUGGCCAGGCUGGAGCCAUGGGUCCCAUCCUGGAGUUUGUGCUGAUGGAGAACGUGAUGGAGCGACUCUUUGUGUGGAGCCUGCGCAGGGAGUUCACGGAUGACAUGAAACUGGAGCAGCUGAAGAUGUACGAGAUGUUGGUGGGCCAGGCUCGCCAGCCGUUGCUGCAUCACAAGCCCAUCCUGCGGCCGCUCAUGAUGCUGCUGUCCUCCUGCUCGGGCACAGCGAUGCCUGCGGUCGAAGACGAACUGGUGCUGCUUCUUAACCAGCUUUGCUGUGUGCUGGCGAAGGACCCCUCGAUUCUGGAGCUGUUUUUCCACACAAGCGAGGAUCAAGGGGCCACAAACUUCCUCAUCUUCUCCCUACUCAUCCCUUACAUUCACAGGGAGGGGACUGUGGGCCAGCAAGCGAGAGAUGCCCUGCUGCUAAUCAUGUCAUUGUCUGCUGAGAACGAACGAGUGGCCAGACACAUUGUAGAGAACACCUUCUUCUGCCCGGUGCUGGCCACAGGACUGAGUGGCCUGUACUCAUCUCUUCCCACUAAGCUGGAGGUUCCCAGUGAAGAGUGGCAUUGCCUUCACAAGGAGGACUGGCUGCGGAUGCCGUCCCUUGUCCAGUUUCUAAACUCGCUGGAAUUCUGCAAUGCUGUCAUUCAGGUGGCUCAUCCUUCCAUCAAGGACCAGUUGGUGGCUUACAUUUAUAAUGGUUUUCUUGUGCCUGUCCUUGCACCAGCUCUGCACAAGCUCACUUUAGAGGAGGUGAUGACCACCACAGCAUACCUUGACCUCUUCUUGAGGAGUGUCUCUGAGCCGACCCUGCUGCAGACUUUCCUCUCCUUCAUCUUCCUCCACCAGCACGAGAACGUUUAUAUUUUAGACACAUUGGUCAGCCGCAUUAACACCCCUUUCCAGUUGGGCACAGUGUCUCUGGCACUUUUUCGCACUCUCAUCAGCUUCUACUGUGAAGAUGUGAUGCUGCAGCUCAUACUGAAGUACCUGAUCCCCUGCAAUCACAUGAUGUUGAGUCAGAGACGUGUGGUGAGGGAGAGGGACUUCUAUUCGGCAUCAGCAGCCAAGAUUCUGGAUCUGACGCCGUCCUGCUGCAGUCCUGAUCGCAGCCCCCCGCCCCUCCGACAGCUAGAUUCCAUCCUCUUUUCUAAAGGUGGGGUAGAGACUUCCAGCAACUCCAGCAGCAAAGACUCGCAAGAUCACCUCUCAGAGGAGGAGGACGGCUCGGGUAACUCCUGCACCAUUGGCUCAGAGAUCUACUUGGAUGUCAGUUACCUUCAUUACCUCUAUGAUGCCCGGCUUAGUAUCAGCAGCUGCAUACGGGCCUGCCGGGUCUGGUCGGCCCGUUAUGAUGGCGAGGACCCUCCUCCUGAGAAGUACCAGCCGGGCGUCCUCGAGGAGCCGGGGCUCGAAAGUCAACACACCAAAACAGCUCUGAUGAAAGGCCCGCAGCUGCGGCCUUUGCUGAAUGCUCGACCCAGCUUCCUGCCGAGUCGAGACCCACACUCAAUCGCCCAGCCGGAGCUGGAAUGGGAUGAUAGUUAUGACGUGUGUCCGGUGCAGACAGCCGAGACUCCUGUAGAGGGAAAACUUCCUCAUCUGCUACUGUCCGAGCCCCCAAAACACAUCCAGGAAAUGAGGAGGACUGCUAUCAUGCUGGUGAAAGGUUCAUACAUCGAGGAGAACGAGUUCCAAGAUGAUGUCAUGGUGUAUGAUCUCGUUGCAAAAAAGGACAGCUCGGAGGUCGAGCGCACGAACAGUAAAUCAAGAGGUUCACCAUCAGAGGAGGCUCAGCCAGGACCAGCAGAUGUUCCCCUAAAAAGUGUGCUCAGUCUAACCCUCCCCACGUCUGUGAUGACCGACGAUGACAAAAAGGCAAAGGUCAAAGUUCAGACAAAUUGUAAUGGAAACCUUCAAAACACAACUCCUGUUGAGAUGGGAGUUGAUUUUUUAGCUCAGUAUGAGGAGCUCAUUCGUACUCUGGACACUGAAUCAGGUGGGAAACAGGUCAAAGGUGAUGGAGAGUCGAAAACACCUGCCACAUCUGUAAAGAAUCAGAAGGAAGAGGAGGAGGAGAUGAUAGACUUCAGUUCGUUUGCUGUGGAAACACCAGAGCCAGAGAAGGUGCACUCCCCGUUGGGGACAAUUCAAAGGAUUUGCAGUGGAAGUUCUACCAGAUGUUACUCAGUGCCUUUUACAGGUCCGUUUAUAAGUGUGCUGCUUUCUCGUUUGGAGAACAUGCUCUCCAAUAGGCUUCAUGUCAACCUGUUGCUGACUGGCAUCCUGGCCCAGUUAGCGACGUAUCCCCAACCUCUGCUUCGCUCGUUUCUCCUCAACACCAAUUUGGUUUUUCAGCCGACUGUUCGCUCUCUUUACCAGGUGCUCGCGACUGUGAAGAAUCAUAUAGAAGAGCUUGCUGAGAGUAGGAAGGAGUUUCCGGAGCUGAUCACUACCGCCCAGCACUGGCUGCUGGCAAGAGAGGCUUCGUGUCUAACAGACAAAAGCGACGGCAGUGGCUCCAGUCACCACGACGGGGGACGACUCUCACAGAACUCUCCUCCGCCCAAACCCAAAGCCAUCUCUCUGGAUCAAACGGAGAUCUUUGCUACCGUCCUCUUCACAGAGUUCCUCAAAGAACUGGCAGCCAUCGCCCAGGAGCACUCCAUCCUGUCUUACAUUCCUACGGAAGAGUAGCUGCCACCCAGCGAAACCUCUGGUGAUUUAAGUCAUGGUUUUUAGCAAUAUUUUUCAGACACUACUUGACAAAAUGAUCCAACGAUUUCUAUUUCUAAAUGCAAUUUUGUAAAAAAAAAAAAAAAAAAAAGUUUUUCAAG